UUCUCAUCAAGGAAACGCCCUUUCCUGGUGGGCUCCGACUGCUUCCUUGCCCCGCCAUGUAACGCUGUUAUUGACGGCUUGCAGCCAAAUAUAUUCCCUGAACAAGUGUUUUUCUGAUACUGUGUUGCUGUUGUGAAGAGUUUGCAGGCUGGAAUAAGUCAGAAGCAAAGACUUGAUGAACUGUGAACGUAUUUUGGGUUCGCACUGGACUCGGGUUUGUGGAUCUCGUUACAUGAUGAGGUUGCUGCUGUUGCUGGUCGCCUGUGUUGCUGUAGGCCUCUCAUAUGACACUGACUUGAAGCACUAUGGGGACACAUACAGGAUAUACUUGCCUCACAGCGCCUAUAGCCUCGAGUACAGCCGCAGCUCUGGCUCAGAGGUGACCGUCUUGUGGAAACGUGGUGUACCUCUGGCCAGAGAAGACAAUAGGCGGAAGGUGAUUAGCUACUACUAUGUGAUAAGUAAUGUUACCCAAGAAGACGGGGGCCGCUACACACUAAGAGGAGAGAAUCGGUUGACGCUGUCUAGGCAAAGACUUGAAGUAGAAGCAUUAACUGAGAGCUAUUUACGUGAGAUUGGUGAAGAACUGAGGAUCACCUUCAAUCUUGAACGGCACUCCUGCAACAUUUACUUCUUCCCAAAUGGACACAGUCAGACUGUCAUUGUUCACAAUGGUUGGCUUCAGCUGAGCUAUACUGAAUGCACUGGGUUUAAGAUUCUACACCCAUGUGGGAUUCUUAACUACGUCCAAGCGUCAUGCCGUGGACACUUCGAGGUCAGAGAUCAUAAUGACAAUAAGGCUUUGGUGGUUUCACUGGACGUCGAAUCUGACGGUGUUGAGACAUCGUCGUACCUCGGUAUUGGCGGCGGGAUUCUUAUUUCAGCACUUUGCACCUGCUGCCUGAGGUGCUGCUGCUGUAAAAAGAAAUCCUCGGAUAAGGAAGGCUCUGAGGCUGCUGCUGAUGAAGACAACAAUGAAAAUGAACCUGCUGUGCAUUACCAUGAGUACGACCAGGAGCCUGUUGGACAGAGGCAGAACCAACCCCAUGUGCCCUCUGGGACACAAUACCCCGCUCAGCCUUCAUUUACCCCGGCUGCCCCGCUGAUACAUAAUCCUCCUACCAACAUCAUGCCACCUGCUUAUUCUAAGUUUGCAGUUUCUUCAGAGCCGGCAGAUGCUCCAACUGUCCCUCUUUAUUCUGACUCUGAGCCGCGGUUUGAAGUGAAGGGGAUGAACUUUAACUCUGAGGAUCCUCUCAGCUCAGAUCCAACACACUCUGAUGUUUACACCUCAGAUAAGCUCAACUUCCUCUGAUAGCCUUGAUCUUUGCAAAGAUCUCUCACAGUUUCUAAUAUAUUCAGCAGUGUGACUUUAAAGGGAUAGUUUGACAUUCUGGGAAGCAUGCUUAUUCAGCAGCAGCUGCCUGGAGUUGAUGCUGGUUGCCUGGCAACUGGUCCAACACAGAACCACUGCUAAAUAUGCUUUGUGGUUUUAUGCAUUAAAGAAACAUUUUAAUGGCAAACGGAGUUAUCUCUGUGCAGAACCAUGUGUUUCCCUGUUUCUCGAGUUAAAUGUAAGCAAACCAGCUGCUGAGGGGAACUUCAUAUUUGCCACACGAACCCAGAGUGAGAGCAUUUCCCAGAAUGUUAAACUACUUCAUUAACAUGUAUACAGUUUUAAAGACACAUCAAGAGUCUUCCCAUUUCUCCCACAUAUUGGUCAUUCCACAAUGUUCCACAUGGCACCGCUAUGCUAAUUUCAUGACACGUGGUAAAACACUCAAACAAAACAAGAAUUGAGUGGAGACCUUUUUUUUUUUUUUACAUCUGCAUCUGUCCUACUUAUUUUAGUUUUACUACCAACUUUAGCUUUGAAAAACCAGAUGUGUGCCAAGCAGAGCACAUAACCCAAAGAUCACAUGUUCAAAGCCUUCCAUUCACCCCCCCCCCCCCCCCAAAAAAAAAAAAAAAAAAACAAUCAAAAGCAUUUAUUCUAAAUGGACAAUGCUGGCAUUAUUUACAAUAAUUUCCUACCUCAUGCGUCUCAGUUAAAGAUAGGUCAAUAAGCUCAUCAGGUUACCGUACUAAGUGCAUUUUGUUCUUGUUCAUUUAUUGCAGACCAGACCGACUGUGAGAAUUUCCAAGAAAUAAACAAACAUAUCUUCUCCAUGCAAAGCCAUGUAUUCAAAACACAUAAUCCUUGUACUUGCUUUGGCCCUUCAAAUUCAGCUUGUGUCUCAUACACUUGAUGUAGUAUUUGAUGCAUGCAUCAUUCAGCUGGAUGCGGAAUGUAAAGGACAUUUGAACUAAUAUAUAAAUUAGUCAGGUCAAUUUAAGCACUUUGGGCUACUCAGGCAACACACACACACACACACACACACAUACACACACACACACACACACACACGAGGGUUCAAUCAUGAGACCACCUAUGAAUGCACUUCUGUUUUUGUUUUGUUUUGUUUUUUUACAUUUCUUUCAGAUUUUAGAAUAUCAGCUCAACACUUUAGAUGAAAACCUGAAUCUCUGAAUAAACUUUGUUUGCUCCUCUGUUGCUUCAAUGACAGCAGCACUGCAGAGCUGCAUGAACUCCAAGAGUUUGUGCAAAACCUGAUAAGCCAUGUUGCCCCAGCAUGAUCUGACUGUUACAAAGAGCUUGUGAUGAGAUGUUUGGUGGCAUCGUAAAUGUUCAGUGUGGUUGAGAUCAGGUGACUGUAGAGGAAAGUCCAUGAGCCCGUGGUUAUUUAAUGCUUCCUGGUGUGUUUGGGCUCUUUCUCCUGCAUCUGUGCAAAGAUGCAAACUAGAAGGUGGAGCAUGUCUCUGAAGCAUGUCACCUUGAUCAGGGUGGAGUUGAUUCAGUUCAGCAGCUGUGGGUCUGAUCCACUGUGGUAUUCUCUUUUCUCCAUCCACCUUUCUGUCACGAAUCUCUAAAUGGGAUUUGUGCAUAAAUAUAACUUUUUUGAGUCAUCCACAGUGAAAUAGUGCCGUGUCUUAGCCCACCUCAAGUGUUUGACCUUGUCUGCCUCCUGAAAAGUGGUUGAUGGAAGCUAUUUUUCCUCUUGGACCACGACUAGACAGCUUUUGGUUGAAAAUGACUGUUACCAACUGGAACCUUGCAUUCUUGGAUUUGCAAAUUUUAUAUAUCAGGGAUCAAAUUCUUUUGUAUUUGUAACAAAACUCAACAUAUUAAUUUUUUGAAGUUGUGCUCACUUUCGUUCUGUCUGUUGGUGCUUUGGAUCUUAUCCAGUUUUUCAAGCCAUUCUAGUGAGCCAUGCACUGCCUGUUUGUAAACUUUCAGUCCAAUCACGAUUCAAUGUCAGUUUUUACAACUAUCACAAUGCUGCUUAGUGAGCAACAUCAUGCUGUAGACUUAAGCCAUCACCAUAUUUAUAACAGGUAAAAAAAAGCAGGUUUGUUUACUUGAACAAGCCUCUAAUGAGUCAAACAAAUCCUCCUGAGUAUCACCAAAAUGCUACUUCAAUGGAAAAUGACAACUCUAGGAAAUUUGAGCACUUAAAUGAAGAAGUCUGAAUGUUUUUUUGAUUUGUACGUUUCAGAACUUCUUGUGUUUUAAGUAUUUCAAAGUCCUCAAACUUUUAAAUUCUUUCCAAGUUUUCAAGAAAAUAUGGCAGAUUUUGACAUGAUCUCACACUUUUGAACUCCAUUGAACUGUAUAUACAUGCAAAUGUUUUUUUAAAUUGUAUUGUAAUGACAAAACUAUCACACGCACCUUUUGCCUUUUCCUCAUGCAUAUUUUCAAUGUCGCUUGUAUAAAAAGACCUCAACACCUCUUCGCUGCACUCAUGUUAGCAGCAUGCCGGAAGUGCUUUAAUGUAAACUUCUAACUCAACACGAAUCUUUCAACACUUUGUCAGCUUUUUUUUAUGUUCAAAGCAAUAUUAUGAACUGACAUUCACACUUAACACAACAGUAGAGCCAUAUUCAUAGCUUUAGUAGUGAAUACUUGUGUAUUAUCAUCCAUAAAUAUCAGAUAUAGUCGUCCCGUUUGUUCAUUUUUGGGUGCUUUGGAAUGCAUGCCAUAGUUCUCUGUUGUGUAAAUAUGGUAGAGUUGUUUUUUGUACUAACAGGAGCCUUUGGAGAACAUCAAAUUAAGAGCUUUACAACAAUUCUAGAGCAUCUUGUGCAUGUAUCUUAGAGUUUCUAGGCUUUGUGUCAAGUGCAUUAAAGCUAAUAACACAA
Molecule: messenger RNA, 4200 nt
Organism: Acanthochromis polyacanthus (spiny chromis)
Lineage: Eukaryota; Metazoa; Chordata; Actinopteri; Pomacentridae
Exons: 7
Coding region: 176-1315 (379 amino acids)
Source: RefSeq, a predicted model, not a curated record